This is a messenger RNA of Spinacia oleracea (spinach), 2326 nucleotides long. RefSeq lists its product as uncharacterized. Lineage: Eukaryota; Viridiplantae; Streptophyta; Magnoliopsida; Caryophyllales; Amaranthaceae. Bases 185 to 1921 code for a protein of 578 amino acids. The record is from RefSeq and is a predicted model, not a curated record. The transcript is spliced from 7 exons.
CUGUGCUCGCCCAACCCUUCGUCUUCACUCUUCACUACAAUCACUGUUCACUAGUCGAAGUCCAACUCCCAAGCUGCAGUUGCUCCUCCUCCAUCACUUCACUUCACUCUCCUCCCGAUUUUACGAAACCCUAGAAGUGUGGUGCUUAUGCUGUCUGCUUGGCGUGACAUAUGUAACUGACAUCAUGGAUUUCGAUCCAAGAAUCAUAUCUGAUGGACAUGGAUGGCAUUGUAAUUUUCACUUUGGCUAUGGGCAUGAUGUCAUUGAAGAUGCAACAAAUGAGAAAUGUUGUGUGCAAGUGCUACAGUGUCUGAUAGCUAAAGCAGAUGCUGAAAUUCAUGAUCUUGAAGAUGAACUGGCUAUGCUCCAGUGUCAACUGAAGUGGGCUGAAUCAGAUGAGCAGAAGGAUCCCUAUGAAGUCUGCUGUGCCACUUUCCAGCAGAAGAUAGAUUUGUUGACUAAAUCAGUUAACAACGUGAGAAAUAGAAAUAUAUUAAACGAGCAUGACAUCAACACAACAAAAAUCCGAGUGCCAGCUGAGAGAAUCUAUGACAUCAUUAGUGCUUUAAUUGAGCAGAACUUUUCAGCGUCUAAUGAACAGGUGGAAGACAUUUUUGAUGAAAUGAAUUUGCUUGUGUAUUCUGGCUCAGUACACAUCGGGAUGGAGAAAGAAACAACUCUGGAAUCAUUUGCUGAGUCCAAGGAACUGUUGGAAGACAUUGAAAAGCAGAAGGAGCUGUCGGAAGACAUUGAAAAGCAGUACAAGCCUGCAGCCACUGUUUCUGAAGAAUCUUGUUCAGAUACUGCCAGUUAUGUAAUUAAGGGCUCCAUUGAGGCUAGAGAUAUCGGCAAGACUGAUGUUGAAGUGACUGGGAAAAGCAAAGAUGAUGCUUAUGAGUGUACACCCGCAGGAAAAAAUGGAUUCCCAACUUGUGUGCAGGCUUACAAUAACAUUGGAGAUUCAAAUUCAAAUGUUUUGCGGCAUGGAAGUAUUGAGGAAGGCAUGACUGGAUCAAAACAUAGUGGCAGCUCUUCACCCGUGUCUUCUAAGACGGAAUUGAUUGUAAAGAUUGAAGACGAUUAUAUAGACAUGAGCGUUCAUAAUAUUGCUGCUGAUUUCUUAUACGAGUUACAAGAUCAUAAAAGUGAAGAUCCAGUUGAAGGUAAUGAAGUGGCAAAAGAUCAGUCCCAAAGUGUUGUUGACAAUAUGCACUUCACAUGUGAAAGAAAGAAAUCCAGUUUAGGUUCAAUUCUAAAACCCCCAGGGCAGAAAGUACAGAGGAAAGUCAGUUCUAUCAGACACUCUGGCUCGAGCCGGAUGCUAAAGCCACAAAAGAAGAUCGGAAAGAGGCAAAUCGAUGCUGCUAACUUAAGACCAUCAAAUUCACCUUCCCAUCUGAUGGAGGAGAGAUUUUAUUCUCUUCCGGAAAUAGUUCAACAGAUAAAACCAGGAGAGAUAGCUCAUGUAAAUUUACCUCGGCUCUUAGGACCCGAUAUGCAAGAACUGCAAGAAUCGAGCAGAGAUAAUUCUAGUAUUCAGUCCCAAGAAGUGGAAGUUUCAGAGGAAGAUGAUCUCCGUGCAGGGAGGAAUUCGGGUUUGAAGUCGCAGAAGGACCUGGUGAUCGCCCUGAAAUCACCAUUUGGUACAGAAGGAAUAGGUUUACUAAUUGAUUCAAGUCCUGCAAAUGCGCAUAAUGUUGAGAGUAAGAGUACUAUUGCAGAAGAUGUAGAAACGAAAGCGUCGCAUCCCUAUGAUAUUGAAAACUUGAGACUACAAAUUUCUGAAGAUUCUAAUCUCUUGAAUAAUAUGAGAGUGCCAAAACUAAGAGAAAUUUUGAAGUAUUACAAGGUUCGCGGACUUUCUAAACUCAAGAAAGAAAAGAUGAUUGAGGAAUUGAAGAUGCGACUAACAGGCGCAUAGAACUACAAGCAAGGAAUGUACAGAAAAACAAUCAUUUUUUUCUUCUAACCUGCUUUUUGUCUCUGCAGUAUUUUGGUCAUUUUGCCUGGGCUUUGCUGUGGCCUGUGGGAUUAUUUUUAGAGUCCCGAUAAGAAGUUGACCGUAGGUAUACAUUAGACGAUAUACAUCAUACAGGGUUUACAUUCCAGAUUGUUAUCAGGGUAAAAAUAUGUAGGGGUCUUCUUAUGCUGCUGUUUCCUUUUACUGUUCGCCUCAUUCUACAAUGACAGUGAUGAUUCAUGUAAAGAGCAUACAAAUAUAACCGGAAUUUUGUGCAGCAAUUAGCAAAUCAAGAAUGAUGCUACAUUCAAGCUGACUUUUAUCCUGUGCAGUAUCUAUGAUUCAUCAGUCACUAGCUUUUCAUCA